CUCAUCCAGUCUCUCUUCACCUGCACCAGGUUGAUUGUGUCGCUAAAUAUCUCUUUUCUUCUCUUUUUCUCUCUCUCGUCUCUAUCAUUUCCCCUCUCUGACGGACUUGUCUAUCAUAUUGUGCCUGUUUUUUCAGUCUUUCGUGCGCAUCAUUGUAAUUUUCUCAAUACCCCUGGCUGAACCAACUUCAGAUCUCAUUUCUUUUCAGUACUCU
This is a messenger RNA of Desarmillaria tabescens, 214 nucleotides long. RefSeq lists its product as uncharacterized. The annotation marks the transcript as partial. The record is from RefSeq and is a predicted model, not a curated record. NCBI's taxonomy places the organism in Eukaryota, Fungi, Basidiomycota, Agaricomycetes, Agaricales, Physalacriaceae. The transcript has a single exon.